CAAAAACCAGCUCACCGAAAAGACUCGAGUCGUGCUUAAGCCCAUCAGCAAUCGCUCGUGUCUAGUCCUGUUAGCAAGUAGUGCUUGUACGAGUACGUCUUCGUAUCCCCGUGCUGUCGAUCAAUAAGUUCAUGUAAGGAAAUGUAAGGAUUGCUUGUUGGUUGUACAGGUCGUCGUUCAAUUGAGAGGUUUCAUUUGACAGCUCGCCGCCUGGGGAGUUCGAUCUUUACCUCUGCCGUGGCGAUGACGGCGACACAAGAAGCGGACAUGUCUCGACGUAGUAUGAGGCUAGUCUUAGGAGGAUACUACAACCAUUCGUCCGAGGAUGAAGAGUCCUCUUCGGUGUCCUACAGGGAGAGUCCUGUAAGGGUUUUUUCCAAGAGGAAGACGGCGGGUCGUAAAGGGGCCUCCUCUCGCAGCUCCAGCCGAGCGAACAGUGUUGCUAGCACCUGUAGCGUCUCUAGCAGCAAGGCUAGCACGCUGGAUCCACCCGUCAAUGCUCAAGGCUACAAUGGUUUUUCAAGCUUGGUCCACAGAAAGACCUGCCAGGAAGCUCCCCGAGAGGCUCCAACCCUGACGCCGGCCCCCAGUCUAAGCCCAAGUACUAACUCUUUGAGCUUCACCUCUAGCCAGACCAGCCAAGUCCAGAGAUCGAGCGCUGCUGUGGACAGCUCUGGUUACUCCUCCUCUGAGGCGAUACAUUACAAAGGGUAUUCUGGACACUCCUCCUCAGGUGGACAACGGGUUACCGCAAACCACAGCACAGGCCCCAGCAAAAGAUGGGUAUUUACCAGCACCAGUCUGAUAGCCCCUCCAUUUAAACCAGCUGCUGUGGUGAAGGCUAUUUUAGCUGCCCUCCUCCUCAUCCUUUUGAUCUUUGCCUGCUGUCGUCUUGCCUCCUUGGUAUGGUCCGUGCCUACUGAAUCAAAGACCCUGAAUCAACCUAUCAUCGCCUCAACUCCGCCACCUGCCUUCACUCCUCCUUCCAAGGCUAUGGACAAGACUUCUGUGUUCGAUGCUGUGCUGGUGGCCAAGAUAAAAAACAUCCUGAGUGAAGAAAUGCUUGAGAAACAAGCCCACCAGCAGGAGUAUGUUACAGAGAUUGUUGAGAGGCUGCAGAUGGAAUUGAGGGACGUGAGGUCAGAUGUGAGGGAUGUGAAAAUGAGACUGGAUAGCGUGGAUCCGUCAUAUUGGGAGCGUAGUUUGAGCAAGCAAGAAGCCGGCUUCACCAAACAGAUGGACGAGCUCAGUGACCAUCACACACGCAUCAGGCAGAGAGUGACUGCCCUGGAGGACCAAAGCAGCAAUCUGGAGCAACAGGUCUACUCUCUUCAGAAGCGACCUCCGCCAGCCCCUGUUGCCAACACGGCCAUCACAGACCUGACCCCCGAGCUCAGGGAGGCCAUGGCCAAGUGGCUGAGGGAGAAUGUGCCCCAGAAUGAGCCGAGGGUCACGAAUGAGGCCGCGAGGGACUCUCCGUUGGCUGACCGGAUGCCAAACUUUGCCCUGGAGUCCCAAGGUGCCAGCCUUGUGAGCACGCGGUGUUCCGAGACCUACCGAAGCCGCUCUGCGUGUGUCAGCUUCCUGGGCAUACCCCUCUGGUACCCCUCGGAAAGCCCUCGCACUGUCAUCCAGGGACACCCGCUGCAGGCUGGGAGGUGCUGGCCGUUUCAAGGGGCGCAAGGCACGCUGGUCAUUGCCCUGUCACACCCCGCCUAUGUCACUCACGUCUCCUUGGAGCACCUGCCUGUCUUCAGGGCCCCCUCUGGACGCAUCGAUAGUGCCCCAAAGGCCUUCUCUGUCUAUGGAUUGUCCACUGAGACGGAAGAGGGAACACUCCUGGGAACCUUCACGUAUGACCAGAAUGGAGAUCCAGUGCAGACCUUCCAAAUGCCAAACCCUGCCGGCACUGUUUACGAGUACGUGGAGCUGCGCGUUCUGUCGAACUGGGGUCAUGUGGAGUACACGUGUGUCUACAGCUUCCGUGUGCACGGUCACAUGGCCCCCUCAGCAUGACUGGAUGCUCCGUCCACCUCAGCCAAGAGCAGGCUCCGGAGAGGCUUCGCUCGCAUACCAAAGCGUAUUUCUUUAGCAGAGCUAGAUAAGUGUUAAUAAAUGUAAUUUAUUUGGAACAAUCAGGGUGGUUAUCUGACCUGCCUCCGUGCAGGGUUAAAUGUAUUCAUUUUAGUUUUAUUCCUGGAAGAGGUGUUGGCCUAGUGCACGUUUUCCAAAAUGCAGUUUAGGAUUUCAUUCCGUGCACCGGCAGGCAGGAGUGAGUUGUUUAUUAUUAUUAUUAUUAUUAUUAUUAUUAUUUUUUUUUUUUUUUUUUUUUUUUUUUGAGUGGUUAAUUUUCUCCCAUUCUAAAUCCGCAACGUUCCGAUUAUGGCCUUGCCUCUAGCAGCAACUCCCUCGCAGGCCAGGAGUUGAAAGGAAAGGUGUGUCCUUUGAUGCAUGGCUACUCCCCCGGGCUUCGGAUCGAUUCUUGAUAUUAGUGACUCGACUUGAACUCGACCAUUGGUGACUGACUCGCUAGUUGCACUUGGAUUGUAUUGGGUGUGAUAAACAGAAUUAGUGACACUGGAUGUUUCCGAGCACAAGAUGGUCUCAAUAAAUUGUUGAGUGGCAAGGGAGUGUGGGCAGGCAGGCAUGUUUUGUUCUGGCUUAGAUCAUACACAUCGCGUAGGUGGAUCUCUUGCUUCCCCGUAGCUCACAAGUAACCUGCAUUCUCAGCAAAAACAGCCCUUACUGAUCAAACUUUUUUUCUUUUUCUUUUGUGCAUUGGUUGGUAGCGUUUGUCAACUAUGAAGCAUACUUCUUGAGCAAAAUCGACCAGAUGCCCUACUUUCACACAUGACCAUUAACCAUGUUCAUUGGUUUAGGCUAAACCUUGUUCAUUUAUGUAACCACAUUUUAGUGUUGUAUUUUAGAAAAUACAAUUUGUAUUGAUUACAUUUCUGUUAGAUCUCUUCAAGUUAGUUUCUGUUGACUGAAUACAUUGCAACAAAAGCUUUCUGUUUAUGGAAUGAGUACACCUCUGCAGUAGCCUAUAUGUGCAUUUUGCUGGCAACAGAGAAAGAAGAAUGAAUGGCAAACCAUUUUGAGCUGAUGUGGACCCAGUGCCUCGGGCAUGUGGUCCAGAAUUUGCACCAGGAAUCAGAAUUCUGCCAUAGAGAUUAGAGACAUCCAUUGUUGGCGUCAACUUUGAAUGAGUAUUGACUCAGACUUGGCUCUAAGAACUCAACCAGGGACUCGACUAGACCUCUGUAAUGUCAACUUUGAAUGAGUAUUGACGACUUUGCUCUAAGGACUCAACCAGGGACUUGACUAGACCUCUGUAAUGUCAACUUUGAAUGAGUAUUGACUCAGACUUUGCUCUAAGGACUCAACCAGGGACUUGACUAGACCUCUGUAAUGUCAACUUUCCAUCGUGGCAUACAGGAGCCCGGCAAGAGGUUGAAGUGUGACUGUGUUGAUAUGUGCACUUUUGAGCACAGAUUGUUGGUUUGCAUUGUAACCUCUGGCCACGAUGCACAAAUAUUUCUUAUUGUACUUUGAAUAUGUGUGUGAGUCGUUAUGCGGAUUUAGCACCUUUUGAGAAAUGUAACUUGGUCAAACAGCAUUUGAUUUCACUGCAUUUUAGCUUUAUGUCGUUAUGAGUAUAGGUCUUUCAUAAGAAAUUGUUCAAUUCAAAAAAGUGCCUGCCAUUUAAGUGGUAAAUACAAUAACAUGGUUGACAAUCUAAAAUCAGACAAAUAAUUGUGUACAAUUACAGAUAUAAUUGAAUGCUAGCUUCAGGAUUUGUUUUGUAACAUGUUGUCUAAAAACAUACUUUGUCAUUUCAUAAAAGGGUUGAGCCAUUAUCCUACAUUUGCUCAGUUUUUCACAAAUUCUUUACUUUUAUCAAUAUUUUCACCAUAUUAAAAUUAAUGUUCACUUCAAGUAUCAGGGCUCGACCUUAAUGAUCAACAGUGGACAAAAUUAAUCACAAAGAUAUUUUUUAAAUGCUUUACAGAGAUGAACGUGUCAAAAAUCUAGCAAAGACAAAGGCAUUCUUAGUGGAAAGACCCAGGAAACAAUACUAUCUGUAUUAGUGGACUCUAGUUAUUGUUUUCAUUUAUCUGACACACUUCUAUAAAGGUUAAAUCAUUUUUGAACAUUAGUUGUUUGAUUUAUAUGUUGGGUGUAUCAAGAAGUAUUGUCGCUAUUUUAUUACUCAAUGAGAAUUGGAUGAAUGUGCUGGUAAAAGAAAAUUUGGUUGGUCUGAACGAUCCACAUUCUUAACGCACCUUGCCACUUGCCUUCUUAUUGAAGGAUGCACUAUGAUUUUUCUUUAUGCCUGGUAGUUUGCAUUUGGUAAUUAGCUAGUACUGGUUAUACCACUUAAUACACAGAAAUGAAGUCAAACCGUGGGAGUUUAUUGGCUUUCUGUAGAAGUGUAGCUUUGUUUACAUGGCUUUUUUGUCUUUUUGCCUAAUUUGAAGUUGAAUAAUUUUCGAAUGUACUAUUUCUGUCAUGUUCAAUCAGUUUAAUAUUACAGGUACGUGCACUUAUUUGUUUUCUCCGUACCAAUUUUGCUGCAAUACUUGAAUCUCUUUCACCCCAAAAGUAAUAAGUUAAUUAUGAUUUUGUCACUCCAAAUCCCACACUUUCUACUUCUUCAUUGCAAAUAAGUAACCUAUCAUUGCUUUUUGAUUUUCUAAAAAACAUUUGGUAGGACAUUGUAUGCUACAGACAAAAGAGGACAUGUACAGUAUGAUUAGGUCAAAAUGUCAAUAUUUGUUUUAAUUUCAAGUUAAAUCUCAUAAUUAUCUUGGUCAAUUUCAGUUGACUAACUUCAUUGAAUUAGACAUGAAUGUAGCCAUAGGAAUUCAUUUCUGUUCCUGCACUGACAGGUAAUGCAUUAGUAAUACUGGUUGUGGUAUAUUCUUUUAAACUGCAUUUGUGUUAAUUAGUGCUCUUUGGAAGCUGGAUCAAUUGUGCUACAUCUUGAAAAGUAUUUCAAAAUGUGUAAAUAGAAAAAUAUUUUGAAAAGUCAGUGUUCAGUUGGCAUGAGAUGGUGGAAAUCAAACCGGAUGAGUAAAUGUUCUAAAUGUUAAAUAAAUGUUAAAAUAUUUUGUUACAUUGUGCUCAACUAUACACCUCCAAGGUGAACAUUAUACUCAUGUUGCUGGCUUAUGUAUUAGUCAUGUGCAUAUCAAACAUUUUUCAAUGGACAACUUGUUUUAAAUUUAAUACUCAGUCAUCUAACUUUGAACAUUCAGUUGUUUUGCUAUUGAUUGAGUUAUUGUUUUUACACAGUGUUCCUGACAAUUAUUGAAUUAUAUGAAGGAUUUUGAAAAUGUCAUUUUCUACUGAAUUUACAAUAAAGCUAAUUAACACAAGUUCUGUUGUGGUUCCAUCUGAAGGGAUGGAAUGAAAAAUCA
Esox lucius (northern pike) is the source of this 5423-nucleotide messenger RNA. It is a transcript of the gene sun2, whose product is annotated as SUN domain-containing protein 2. The transcript is spliced from 13 exons. Gene Ontology annotation, molecular function: protein-membrane adaptor activity. Gene Ontology annotation, biological process: nuclear envelope organization. Gene Ontology annotation, cellular component: nuclear envelope; meiotic nuclear membrane microtubule tethering complex. The record is from RefSeq and is a predicted model, not a curated record. Lineage: Eukaryota; Metazoa; Chordata; Actinopteri; Esociformes; Esocidae. Bases 244 to 2016 code for a protein of 590 amino acids.